Molecule: messenger RNA, 4887 nt
Organism: Lampris incognitus (smalleye Pacific opah)
Lineage: Eukaryota; Metazoa; Chordata; Actinopteri; Lampriformes; Lampridae
Product: slit homolog 1 protein-like
Biological process (GO): axon guidance; negative chemotaxis
Molecular function (GO): heparin binding; Roundabout binding; calcium ion binding
Source: RefSeq, a predicted model, not a curated record
AUGGCGGUGGUGAUGUCGGGCUCUGCAGCGCUUAUGGUAUGUCACUUAUGCCGGUCCCGGAGGACCCCGCACAGUGCCCUGCAGCAUGUGGCCCUGCAGCAUGUGGACCUGCAGCAUGUGGACCUGCAGCAUGUGGACCUGGCUCACCACAACAUGACUCAUCCUCGGUGUCGGGGAGCAGUGGAGGAGAGGAUGCGUGGUGGGAGAGCCAGGACUGGAUGCGGGGCGGCGGUUACGCCGGCACAGCCAAGGUGGAUGCUGGUGAUGGGGGUCCUGGCGGUGCUGGUUGGCGGAGGAGGCGUGGACGCGUGCCCCUCCCCGUGCAGCUGUGUUGGGACCACUGUGGACUGUCACGGCCUGGGGAUCCGCGCUGUGCCCAGAAACAUCCCCAGAGGCACAGAGAGGCUGGAUCUGAAUGGCAACAACCUGACUGUCGUCACCAAGAACGACUUCUCUGGCCUCAAGCAUCUCCGAGUCCUUCACCUGAUGGAGAACCAGAUCAGUAAUGUGGAGAGAGGUGCCUUUGAUGAACUGAAGGAGCUGGAAAGACUUCGUCUCAACAGGAACCAUCUCAGCCAGCUUCCAGAGUUGCUGUUUCAGAAGAACGAGGUCCUGUCUCGCCUCGACCUUAGUGAGAAUGCUAUCCAGGCUAUUCCCAGGCGAGCCUUCAGGGGAGCGACAGACCUCAGGAACCUUCAGCUGGAUAAGAACCACGUCAGCUGUAUUGAGGAGGGGGCGUUCCGUGCUCUGCGGGCUCUGGAAGUACUUACGCUUAACAACAACAACAUCAGCAGCAUCCCUGUCUCCAGCUUCAACCAUAUGCCUAAACUCCGCACCUUCCGUCUCCACUCCAACUCUCUGCGUUGUGACUGUCACCUGGCCUGGCUGUCCCCUUGGCUGAGGCAGAGGCCGGCCCUGGGCCUCUACACACAGUGCAGCUCCCCACCGACCCUGCGGGGCCUCAACCUGGCGGAGCUGCACAAGAGCGACUUUGCUUGUUCAGGUCAUGGCGGCAGUGCUUUCGUCCAGCCGUGCAGCCUGGCGUCGGGCUCCUGUCCUCCCAUGUGCUCCUGCAGUAACAACAUCGUGGACUGUCGAGGACGAGGUCUCACAGCCAUCCCGGCCCAUCUCCCUGAGGCCAUGACUGAGAUUCGUUUGGAACAGAACGGUAUCAAAUCUGUCCCACCGGGAGCCUUUAUGUCUUACAAGAAACUCCGGCGAAUUGACCUGAGUAACAACCAGAUUUCUGAGAUCGCUCCUGAUGCUUUCCAGGGCCUUCGAGCUCUCAACUCACUGGUGCUGUAUGGUAACAAGAUUACCGAGUUGCCUAGGGGAGUGUUUGAUGGCCUGGCGUCUCUGGAGCUUCUGCUGCUGAAUGCCAAUAAGAUUCACUGCAUUAGAUCUGCAGUGUUCAAGGAUCUGGAGAACUUGGCUCUGCUUUCUCUGUAUGACAAUAAGAUCCAGAGCCUGGCUAAAGGGACCUUCAGCUCCUUGAGCAGCAUCCAGACACUCCACCUGGCCCAGAACCCCUUUGUGUGCGACUGUAACCUGAAGUGGCUGGCAGACUACCUACGCUCCAACCCCAUCGAGACCAGCGGCGCCCGCUGUGCCAGCCCUCGCCGUCUGGCCAACAAGCGCAUCGGCCAGAUCAAGAGCAAGAAGUUUCGCUGCUCCGCGAAGGAACAGUACCACAUCCCAGGGACAGAAGACCGGCGUCUCAACUAUGAGUGUAACAGCAAGCCGGUAUGUCCUGCUAAGUGCCGCUGUGAAGCUAAUGUGGUCGACUGCUCCAAUCUCCGUCUGACCAAGUUCCCCCAACACCUGCCUCCCUCUACUGAAGAACUACGUCUCAACAACAACGACCUCUCGGUGCUGGAGGCCACGGCAGCAUUCAAGGGCCUGUCGCAGCUCAAGAAAAUAAACCUUAGUAAUAACAAGAUCUCUGAGAUUGAGGACGGGGUGUUUGACGGUGCAGCCUCAGUUGUGGAGCUGCACCUGACAGCCAAUCACCUGGAGUCUGUCCGAGGAAGCAUGUUCCGCGGCAUGGAAGGCCUUCGCAUGCUGAUGUUAAGGAACAAUAAGAUCAGCUGCAUCCAUAAUGCCAGCUUCACCGGCCUGACCAACGUACGGCUCCUCUCCCUCUAUGACAACCAGCUGAGCACCAUCCUACCUGGAGCCUUCGACACCCUGCCCAACCUCUCCACCCUGAACCUCCUGGCGAAUCCGUUUAAUUGCGACUGCCGUCUCUCCUGGUUUGGGGCGUGGCUCCGGAGCCGGAGGAUCGUGACAGGAAACCCUCGGUGUCAAGGCCCCGCCUUCCUCCGGGAGAUCCCGCUGCAAGAUGUAGCCGUGCCUGACUUCCGCUGUGACGACGGUCCCGUGUUGGAGGACAGCAGCUGUGCGCUGGGGCCUCAGUGUCCGAGCCAGUGUACCUGUAUGGACACGGUGGUCCGCUGCAGCAACAAACACCUGCGGGCCCUGCCCAGGGGACUGCCCCGUAAUGUCACCGAACUGUACCUGGAUGGUAACCAGUUCAGCAGUGUUCCCAAGGAGCUGGCCACCUUCAGAUACCUGCAGCUGGUAGAUCUGAGCAACAACAGAAUCCGCUCCUUAGCCGACAACGCCUUCUCCAACAUGAGCCAACUCACCACACUGAUUCUCAGUUACAACUCUCUGCGCUGCAUCCCCCCUCUGUCACUGGGCGGCCUGCGCUCCCUACGGCUGCUUUCUCUUCAUGGUAACGACAUCUCAGAGCUGCAAGAGGGCAUCUUCAGUGACGUGGCAUCCCUGUCCCACCUGGCGAUCGGUGCUAACCCUCUGUACUGUGACUGCCGCCUGCGCUGGCUGUCUGACUGGGUCAAGAGCGGUUACAAGGAGCCCGGCAUCGCCCGCUGUGCCGGUCCGCAGGGCAUGGAGGGAAAACUGCUCCUCACCACACCUGGAGACAAGUUUCAGUGUCUGGGUCCGGUGGAGGCCUCUGUUCAGGCCAAGUGCAGCCCGUGUGCUUCGUCCCCCUGUCAGAACCAGGGCAUCUGCCAAGCCCACCCGACGGAGCUCUACACCUGUGUCUGUAAGACUGGCUUCACGGGUAAAUAUUGUGAGACUCCUGUGGAUGCCUGUGCCAGUUAUCCCUGCACCAAUGGAGGAACCUGCCUCAGUGAUGAACAGACCCAAAGUUUCAGCUGUGCCUGUGGAUUUGGUUUCCAUGGCUCGUUCUGUGAGGUGAAUGUUGAUGACUGUCAGGACCAUGGCUGUGAGAAUGGUGCCACCUGUGUCGAUGGCGUUGGAAACUACACCUGCCUGUGUCCUCCUCUUUACAUCGGUUUAUUGUGUGAGGAAGAGGAGGAUGUCUGCUCUCCAGGAAGAAACCCGUGUAAGCACCAGUCUACCUGCCUCAGCACGACCACUGGUCCCAGGUGUGUGUGUCUCCCCGGCUGGGUGGGAGCUGACUGUGGUAUAGAUUAUAAUGAGUGUGUGGACAGUCGCUGUCAGAACAGAGCGCAGUGUGUCGACCAUCUGGAUGGCUACAGCUGUGUGUGUCCACCAGGCUACAGCGGUGAGUUUUGUGAAGAUGCCCCUGUGUCACCAUGCCAGCUGGCCCAGUGCCAGAACGGCGCCCCCUGUGUGGAAAAGACGGCCGGUGCGGUUUGCCAGUGUCUGCCGGGUUUUGAGGGCCAGCGCUGUGAGAAGCUGGUCGGUGUCAACUUUGUCAACAGAGACUCGUACGUCCAGCUCAAGGACGUCAAGAACUGGCCUGAAGCGAACAUCACACUGCAGGUAUCAACAGCAGAGGACAAUGGCAUCUUGCUUUACAACGGUGACAAUGAACCGAUUGCUGUGGCGCUCCAUCAGGGUCACGUUAGGGUCACAUAUGAUCCUGGUAACCAGCCUGCUACUACCAUCUACAGCACCGAGACGGUGAAUGAUGGACAGUUCCACACAGUGGAGCUGGUGACCUUUGACCGGAUGGUGAACCUGUCUGUUGACGGAGGACAGCCCACCACCCUGGACAGCCUGGACCGAGGCUCACCGCUUACUGGAGAGGCGCCCCUGUAUGUGGGAGGCUUGCCAGAGGAGGUGCUGCCUGUCUCUCUGGGUCUCUCCUCCCAGCCUCUCAACAUCUCCAGUUUCCAUGGCUGCAUCAGGAACCUCUACAUCAACCAUGAGCUCCAGGACUUCACCAGGAGCCACAUGAAGCCGGGGGUGGUGCCAGGAUGCCAGGCCUGCCGUAAGCUCUUCUGCCUGCACGGCCUGUGCCAGCUCAACGCUGUCGAGGGUCCUCAAUGCCGCUGCCACCCAGGUUGGAAGGGACAACACUGCGAUCAGCCAAUAACAGGAGGUCUUUCUGGAGGGACGAUAGUGGAUGUUGUCACCGUGGCAACAGAGGCCAACCCAUGUCAAGGCAACAAGUGUUUGAAGGGAGUGUGUGUGCCAUUAGAAGCACAGUCUUACCGUUGCGACUGUGAGAAGGGAUACCACGGCACUCUUUGCAACCUGCAGGGGGAGCCAGAGGGGCCCAAGGGCACGUGCCGGGGGCUGCAGUGUCAGCAUGGCCAAUGCCAGCAGACUGAGGAGGGGCCACGCUGCGCCUGUGAUCAAGGAUACACCGGGGAAAACUGUGACAUAGAGUCCCCGUGCCGCGGCGAGCCGGCGAGGGACUUCCACAGGCUGCAGCGAGGAACUGCUCUCUGCCAGACCUCCAAGCCCUUCUCCUGGGUCGAAUGCCAGGGCCGGUGCGGGGCAGGUGUGGAGCUGGGCGCCACCGCCCCCUGCUGCGCCCCCCUCAGGGUACGGCGUAGACGGCUGACCUUUGAGUGCGAUGAUGGAACCUCUUUCACGCAGGAUGUGGAGAAACCCGUGGAGUGUGGCUGCAAAGAGUGUGUGUAA